Messenger RNA from Hemibagrus wyckioides, 6652 nucleotides. It is a transcript of the gene scrt2, whose product is annotated as scratch family zinc finger 2. The record is from RefSeq and is a predicted model, not a curated record. Bases 503 to 1438 code for a protein of 311 amino acids. The transcript is spliced from 2 exons. Gene Ontology annotation, biological process: regulation of DNA-templated transcription. Gene Ontology annotation, molecular function: RNA polymerase II cis-regulatory region sequence-specific DNA binding; DNA-binding transcription factor activity, RNA polymerase II-specific. Lineage: Eukaryota; Metazoa; Chordata; Actinopteri; Siluriformes; Bagridae.
CUGCUGAUCUCAGCUAGUCUCACAGUCUCUCUCUCUCUCUUUCUCUCCCUCUCUCUCUCUGUCCUCACUCUGUCUUUUCUCUCUCCUCUUCCACUGUCUUUCUGUCUUUUUCUUUCUCUAAGCGGCCCCCACUGCAGCCCAGGAGCUAUCCAGUGCUGAACGUGUUUUCAUUUUUUUCCCCCCUGUUUUUUUUUCUCCACGAAUGGGAGAGAGAGGGAGUGUAUGCAUGUGCGUGUGGUCCGUACAGUAGAGCACACACACAGCAUCGCAUUCGUCCAUCGUCUCUCUUCUUGCCUGCUCUCCAUUUUCUUUAUCUCCAUCCUUCAUUCUUUCAGUCCCUUUCUUUUUUCUUGGGUCCUUUCUUUCUUUAAGUUGAACAGAUACACGGAUACACGAUUCAGCUUUCGCUGCUGCACUGUUUUUUUUGCUCCAGGAGUCUUUUUUUCCCCCAAUUUUUCCCCUCUUUGACGUCCAUGCGUAGUGCUUCUUGUGUGCGUGAAUCAUGCCCCGCUCCUUUCUGGUGAAGAAGAUCAAGCUGGAUGAUUUCUCCUCGGCUCCUGUGGUGGCAUCUAACCAUCAUCAUCAUCAUCACCAUCACCUGGAUGAGUCCUUCACUUUCACGCGCUCUAUCACGGACUCUGUAACCAGUUUGGGCAUCCGGCUCAGUGAGAAUGGCUACAUCCAGGACUACAUCAGUCCAUCAGCCUAUCAGGGUGAGAAGAAGCUUAGCUCGGCUGUGUCUGACCCACUCUACGCUCCGGUAAACAGUGGAGGAGAGGAGUACUGUGAGCCAGACUUGGAGCAUCCGGACAGCCCUCAGUCCGGUCUGACGGCCCGUGGCUACUACAGUGGUGAGUCCGAAAGCCAGAGUGAUGGCUACACGGCAGACGGCUUCUUCAUCUCAGAUGGCCGUUCACGCAGGAAAGGCGAUGCCAAGGAAGCACGCAAAGGUGCUGUAGAAACAAAGGAAUCGGGCGCGAGACACACAUGCAACGAGUGCGGCAAGACAUACGCCACAUCGUCCAACCUGAGCCGCCACAAGCAGACGCAUCGCAGCCUGGACAGCAAGAUGGCACGCAAGUGUCCAACGUGCGGCAAGGUGUAUGUGUCCAUGCCAGCGCUGGCCAUGCACGUGCUCACGCAUGACCUCAAGCACAAGUGCAGUGUGUGCAGCAAGGCGUUCAGCCGCCCUUGGCUGCUGCAGGGCCACAUGCGCUCACACACUGGCGAGAAGCCAUUCGCAUGCGCCCACUGUGGCAAAGCCUUCGCCGAUCGCUCCAACCUGCGCGCCCACAUGCAGACACACUCUGCCUUCAAGCACUACCGCUGCAAGCGCUGUCACAAGACCUUUGCGCUCAAGUCGUACCUGAAUAAGCACUAUGAGUCGGCCUGCUUCAAGGGCUCCGGAGAUGAGGAUGAGUCCGGCUCUGAGAACUGAGCACCACACAUCGAGAAAAUGGAUGAGGAGGGAAAAAAAAUUCUACAUUUAAUUAAUCCUUCACUAAGCCCUUGUACACACACACACACACACACACAGAGAAACAAAUGCGCCUUUUCCCUUCCUUUUUUAGAAAGCAAUAUUUUCGCUGAGAUCACUUUGGGGAAGAAAAAGCAAAACAAUAAUGAGAAGACAAUAAUGAACCAAUGCUGGAUUUUUCUUCACUCUUAUUGCUAAAUGUCCACAGAUACACAAGAACAUACUCCAAGACUCUGUUUUUCUCUCUCUCACAUUCUUUCUCUUUCUCUCGCUUCUCUCUCUUAUACUCACACACACACACACACUUAUUAUGAGGCCUGGCAUGUGAAUUUUUAUCAAUGACUAUAAUAAUAAUAAUCAUAAAAAUAAUAAUAACAACGAUAGUAAUAAUAUUUAGAAUCCUGAUAUUUUAUAGCAAAUCAUAUGAAAACGAAACAAAAAAAAGGAAAACAGAAAAGGACAACAGUGUUCCUUCUUUUUUAGAAACAAACAAAAAAUGACCUCAUGUAUUUUUAUGCUGCUUUUUUUUGUUUUGCUAAGAGCUGAAUUCUUUUGCAACUGCCAACUUUUAUGACAAUGUCAAUAAUGACAGUAUUUGCAAAAAAAAAGGCCACUAAAAAGUUGAAAACUUUUUUUCCGCCAGUCUUUAGUAAUUUUAAUCCAACAGGUGUUAUUUUUCUAUUACGGUCCCAACCUCCAGCAUUUUAUUUAUUGUCUUUGGUUGUGCCAAUCAACCCGAUAUUUCAUCGAAGAGUGAUCUUUGGGAACGUGAGUGUUUUGAGGACUCUUCAGAAUAACAGUGUUUUUCUCACCAUGCGCAGAUAUCAAGGACUAAACAAGGAAGGUGUAACUUAAAGACACUUCCGGUUUAAAACCUGUUGCUUUCGGUCCUGUUUAACAGGAUGCAAUAUCUCAGUAUUUGAAUCAUUCUCACAAUUCACGGUGACUCUAACGAUGACAUUUAGAAGCAAUCUCAACCCACGAUGCAGGUCUUCCUCUGCCAUUUUGGCUCAAACUGACUCUUCAAGUGUUCCCUCUACCUGGAAAUACCCCCGCCCCGCAUUCUAGCUAUUACCUCACUAAGAGGCAGGUACGACCUCUGACCCGUCCAUCCCAAACUCACUGUCCAUCAUUCACCUCUGUCAAAACAGUGACCUCAUUUCUUACCACAUCAGUAUUAUUUUAUUUAUGUAUUUAUUCAUAUACUAUUUAUUCUUUUAUUUAUUUAUUUAUUUUUUCUUAUUUAUUGAUGUUAUUUAUUUAAUUUAUUCAUCUGUGUAUUUGGAAUACUAAAUACCACCAUUGACCUUGUAAGAUGCUGCUCUUGAAAGAAAAAUGUUUAUAUGCAUGAUGAAACUGUAGGAAAGAAAAAGUCCAUGUGACUUCUAGCAUUUUUCUUUUUGUCUUUUUUGUCUUUUAUUUUUAUUUUUUUUUUUUAAAGAGGAACAAUGUACACGUUUGAGAAGUUUGGAAUGAUACUUUGUUUCACAGGCAAUAAUUCUUCCUUGGCACGGCAAUGGACUUGUAUAAUCAUAGCUGUCCUGUCUGCAGACCACUUAGGGCAAUAAAUGAACGAGCCUGAACACAAACCACAAAGUCAUCCUCCAUCUCGUUGUUGUCAUUUUUAUUUGGGAUAAAUUAGCAUUGGGUUGGGAAAAUCAUCCCUCAGUGAUGCCUGGGCACACAUUGCACCCUGAUAGUAGCACCAACUUCAUUUAUAUCCAUAAACAUUACUCAUUUCAUCUCCAGUGUAAAAUAAAUCACAAUUAAACAAGCCGUUUUCAUUUUUAAGCCUGUAGUGACUAGCAGCGCUCUUAACGGCAAAAUAUGAGGUCGUUUAUUUUUUUCCCUAGUUUAUCAUUCAUUGUACCCAGGAAUUUCACCUAAUUAACUCUGAAUUAACACUGGUGCUGAUGCUGUGUAAUCGAGUAUCUACGCUUGACAUUCAGUCAAAUGAAUUGAUUACUAUUUACCAUUUGUCAUGUCGACACACUAUACAGUAUGAUGUAACAGUUUAUGAGGACAAUGACAAUAUCUACAGAUAUUCUACUAAAAUUCCAGUUGCAUUACAUUUUCCUGUUCAGAACCGUAUCAAACAGACAAACUGACUGAAUGUUAUUGAUAGUUUUAGGGCUUUAAUUCAGACAAUUCAUCCUUUUUUUUUUAUAGUUUCGCUUCAUGUCUAACUUUUAAGUAGUGCUAUAGACUCUGAACACUUAAGACAGUCCAAUUGUCUUUAAACAUUAUGAUUUCAGUGUCCAGUUAUUCUUUUAUCCAUGCAACAUUGUCAGUUUGCUAAAGACAGAUGAGAGAGGGUAAAUAACAUGAAAUAUGAAGUCUGUGGAAACCUCUGAGGCAAUGUGUCUAGCCCUGUAGCUAAACACUGGUCUGAUGAGCUGCCUCCAGCUAGACCAUUUACAUUAAUGCAUAUGAUCUGAACAACCAAUUCUGCUGCAGUAUUAAUUCUUUUUGGUCCUCUGAAAUAUUUUCAUCUGGUCCAUAUUCGAGUCUUAAACACGUCACUGCCUUCCUUUACCUGCCUUCCUUUUUAAGAAAACGUUUUCACAUCAUAUGGUGGAUCAUAUGGAUUUCAUUUUUCACAUAUGAUUUUUAAACAUGAUUCAUUUAAUUUGUCCCAUGUAGGUCAUGUGGUUCGAUUUUUCAUGUGAUGACGUACUAGUCACAUAAUCACAUGUAAAAGGUAUGUCAUUUUUUUUUUUCCUCACAGAAAGAUAAGUGAAACUUGCUCCAACUAAUUUGUGAAUCCUUGCAGAUGGGGUUAGAUAAAGUCUAUCAAACAAUCAACAUUUUCAGAUAUAAUAACGCUAAUGCUAACACUGAAUACAGUGCUGCCACAACGGCAUUUAAUAUCUUUGAUAGCGUUGAUGCCGAUCGAGCCGCGUGUACAAGAUUAAAGGAUAAAUAGUCUCAGUUAUAGCUAGGUCAUUAUGAUCAUUUUCAGUGUGUGUACUCUAUGUAUCAUCAUUUACCCCAAUCAGCGUCCUGCCUUUGAAGUCAGGCUGCUGAAAAUGAGCACUGAAACAACAACGAUUAUCAAGAUUACCUCCAUCCGUGGCACAUUUAGGCUGCACUUUUAUCUGCGCUACAGAUGGAAGAAAGCAAAUCAGAACAGGUCUCUAAAUGAAGUGGGGCAGGGGAUGAAGGUUUGUCCGAAGGAUAGCGAUGCUAUAUUUAAUGGCUUGUCUUGCAGAGAGAGGGAAUCUGACAGGUCAGAGAAACCUGCAGGCUAAUAAUCGAGCAUUACAGUGCGGUCUGUACGUGCACCUAGCUUUCAGCUGGUUUAAAGCGUGCUAAAAAUAAAACCUCAUGGAAAGAAGGACACAUACACUGUCUCAUUAUGUCCUCCUCAUCAGUGUUGAUGCCUCUGCGCUGUGAUGUGAAGCGUAGCUUCUAGACAGGCGGCGUUUGACGUUGGGUCAGGAACGAGGUUCAAAGCGAAUAUCUGUCACCGGUGACAGGGUGAAGUAAACAGAACAGUAACGACGGCACCGGUGGCGUGCAGCAGUGAGACACAAUUCUGUUCAAAUGCUGUGAUGUAGACACAGAGUGUAGUAUUAGGACAGUGUGGUGUUAUUAUUCUUUUCUAGAAAAUCCAGAUUAGAGCUCAGUGCAUUAAAUGAGGGAGUCUUAACUGAGUAUGAACGUCCUCUCCUUUUCAUUUACAUCUCUCUAUAGUUUUUUCCACUCGUAUCCCUUCUCUCUCUUUUCAUCCUGACCGUCAUUCUCUUCCUUGCUCGCUCUCUCUCAGGGUGAACAGGUGCUAGUGGACAGGCGGGGAGACAGAGAGAGAGAGUAAUUGAGGCUGAGUCUGACCUUGACGAGGAAGGUCGAGGCAGCAGCAGGCGAAUGCAUCGUCAGCGCUUUGCAUAUUCUAAAUCGGAUGACACAAUAUCCGUAAUAGUGCGAAACCCACGGGGAAUCAGAGAUGAGCUUCUCUGCCCAUCCCCUUGCCUCCCACCCUCCAUUCUCUCAAUCCAUCCAUCCACCCAUGCAUCCAUGACCUCUCUCUUAACAAUCGACUUUCAUUGUCCUCAAAUCAGUGUGGUUCAAGUCUGCGAGUGCAGCAACAGAGACAGCAUGUAGACUCUUUUCCUGCUCUCAGCUUCUCAGCCCAGUUCAUUACCCACCAAUGCAUCAUGUCUGUGAAUGAGUCAUUAUGUUUCAUCUUUCGCUCAUUUGUCUUUUUCUCUUUUUUUUUCUUGCAUACCAGCUUUCAAACCAUAAGCCUAAGAUAAAAAGCAAUGAUAAAACCCACUGAAUAAAGAAUUGUUUUAUUAUGCAAAGCCCUUAGUAACACGAAUAACCGCCUUUACAAGGACAUUUGAAGAUUUAUGACUAGCUUUACCUCUCUAUUUUACUUUGCAAUCAAAUUAUAAACCAUUUUUAAUGUAUGUCAAGCAAUGUCAGUAUGAAGAUGGGGAAUCCGGUCGACAUGUUGUCCAAAGGUCACAGUUAGCUCUUAAGGACUAUCACCAGAGGACUACCAACGGAAUUUCAUGGAAAAACAUUGUUCCUCUCUUUGAUGAACUUGUAAAUAUGUUUGUAAAUAUGUCACAGCAAUAAUACGAAACUGCAUGUGAAAAAAUAUCUGAUCCUUUUGCUUUUCCUCUUUUCUUAGAAAUUUUUUUUUUUGCUUUGUAUAAACUGGUACCAGUAAAAGCCUGGACAGAAAACACAAAAUCAGGGACAUGCCUUCUUUAGCUAAUUAUCUGCUGUCGGCUGCGUUGACCAGUUGUUGUCAACAUGGGAUCAUUCUCUGUAUUAGGAGAUCUGUUGAUGUUCUCUCUCUUUCUGUUUUUUUUCCUUCUGUCUUUUGUCUAAGUGCCCAGCUUGGCUGCGCAGUAAUGAAAAGUGCCAAAAAAUAAAAGUAUAAUUUCCAUAACAAAAGCCUUCGACUUAUGGCGGCCUUCUCACAAGCCUCCAUAUGGUCCUCAAGCGACAGAAUUUAGAUUUUCACUCUCCUUUCUUACUCUCCCCACACUCUCUUACUCUCUUCUUUUUUCAAAACAUGGGGAAAAAUGUUAAGCCAUGACUGAGAAUGAGUGGUUUGGAUUUUUUUCUUAUUUUUCUUUGUACCACUGUUAUUAGAAGUGGGGAUAAUACUGGUGAUGACGAUGAUGAUAAUGACAAUAAUAAAACCAAUAGCACAAACGA